AUGGGAACUGAUGGUUAUCGUCGUGAGUGGUACGAAAUUGGUUAUAAAAAUGAUUCAAUCUGUAAUGGUAAUGGCAAUGGCUAUUGUAACGAUACAAUAGGUAUCUCAUUAGCAGAUAAAUGUUGUCAUAUGAUAUCGUUAGAGAUAUCUAAAAGUUGUUCACCUGGUUAUAUUGACAAAAUACUUGACUGUAUCCCUAAUGGAUUGUACAUAAAAAAAAUCUGGGGGAGACUGAUGGAUGAUCGUAAUGAUUCACUACAGUUAUUUAUUACAUUUGUUAAAUAUAUGAUUAAAAAUGGGUUCAAAUUAAAUGAUUCGAUGAACUAUAGAUUCCAAUUUAUUCAAUUAGAAUCUAUAAAUUUAGAUCCAUCAAUAAUAUAUUUGAAUUCAAAUGUUGAUUCGAAUUUUGUCACUUGUAUGACUUUAGAUUGCAAUGCAGAAAAUCUAUUACAUCUGGUCAAUUUAAAUUCUCUACAUUCGUUGAGCUUAACUACUCAUGCUAGUACAUCAUUGGAAACUGUAGUUUAUGGUUGGAGACGUUCUAUUUUGGUUAAUGAAAAUAGAUGGAAAAAUUUGAAGUAUCUUUGUCUACCAGAUUUAAGUUCUCCAAAACUAUUCCAUGAACUAUUUUCUGUCUUACCUUCAUUGGUAAUAUUUGAGGUCUCUUUACCUCCCAAUGUCGUAAAUGAAAUUCCAUUGCUCUCUAUGAACUAUAUGCAUAAAAAGAUCGAUUAUAACUCUUCUUCUGCAUUCAAAAAAGCCUCCAAGCUUGAUCUAUUAGGCAUCACUGAUGAAAAGAUAAUUAUAGAUAUCAAUAUCGGGUCAACUGGUUUGUCUCGAACAUCAUAUAAUGCCAAUAUCGAAAAAACUGAUUAUUAUAUACAAAAGGCUAAAGAAACCUACUGUUAUAUAAAGAAGAAAAAACCAAUGCUCAAGAGAGGAAUUCAAAUGAACAAUAAAAUCGAGACAAGAAAUAAGAGGGUUAGAAUGCCCAAUAUAAAAAUGAAUACCUCAGUAAACAGUUUUUUUGGAUUCAAGUGA
Molecule: messenger RNA, 1041 nt
Organism: Vanderwaltozyma polyspora DSM 70294
Lineage: Eukaryota; Fungi; Ascomycota; Saccharomycetes; Saccharomycetales; Saccharomycetaceae
Exons: 1
Coding region: 1-1041 (346 amino acids)
Source: RefSeq, a predicted model, not a curated record